This is a messenger RNA of Talaromyces marneffei, 210 nucleotides long. RefSeq lists its product as uncharacterized. Gene Ontology annotation, biological process: mitochondrial electron transport, ubiquinol to cytochrome c. The coding region runs from base 1 to 210 and encodes 69 amino acids. The record is from RefSeq and is a predicted model, not a curated record. NCBI's taxonomy places the organism in Eukaryota, Fungi, Ascomycota, Eurotiomycetes, Eurotiales, Trichocomaceae. The transcript has 5 exons.
AUGGCCGGAUUCGCACAAACUAUCUACCAGACCCUCUUUCAGCGAAAUGCUGUCUACUUGACCAGCAUCUUCGCCGGCGCCUUUGCCUUUGAGGUUGCCUUCGAUACCGCCUCCAACAAGAUCUGGGACACCAUGAACCGAGGCCGUCAAUGGAAGGAUAUCCGCCACCAGUACAUCCAGAAGGCCGAGGAGGACGAGGAUGAGGAAUAG